This is a messenger RNA of Pyricularia grisea, 1143 nucleotides long. RefSeq lists its product as uncharacterized. The record is from RefSeq and is a predicted model, not a curated record. The coding region runs from base 1 to 1143 and encodes 380 amino acids. The transcript has a single exon. Lineage: Eukaryota; Fungi; Ascomycota; Sordariomycetes; Magnaporthales; Pyriculariaceae.
AUGGGGGACAUGGACUUGGGCAUCCCGAUGCAAACAGCAUCCUUGGAUGUUGUCUUUGCUGAGGCAACUCCAGAACAGGCGAUUAUAUUUCGCAAGCUGAACAGCGACUCUUGGUCCAAACCUCUCACACUUUCCCAGUACAUGGAGGCCGGGGAGCUGCUGUCACGUACAGAACUCGCGAGAGAUGGUGGCAUCAAGUUCUGGGUUUUGUACAAGAAGUCCGACCCCCGGGAAGUGGUUGCUGGUUGCGAGACUGUCAGGAAGACUGUUUUCAUUCGUGAGCCAAGAAUUCCUGGAGCCAGCGAUGCUGGGAAGCCCGAUAGCAUCGAGGAAACAAUGGCGUUCGGAGUUGCCAGCGUCUUUACCAAUCCCAAGUAUCGCCGACUGGGUAUGGCAAACCUCCUGCUCAAGAAGCUCCAGGAAGUGAUGGACAAACAAUCUGCGGUCUGUUCGGUUCUUUACAGUGAUAUAGGCAAACUGUAUUACACGAACAUGGGCUGGAACGUCUUUCCCCACCAGGAAGCCAGUUUGACCUUGCUGAAUGGGGGGAAGAAGCUGGAUCCGGAUUCUUGCUGCAAUAUCAAAACAAGAUUGCUUGCACUGGACGAAAUCAGACAGCUGUGCGACCGCGACAUGGCCGACCUCAAACAGCGGUUGCAGAACUGCCCUGCAGACGGAAAGAUACACUUAGCGUUCUCGCCUAACUUCGCGCAGCUUGAGCAACAAUUCGCGGCCGAGGAUAUCUUUAUGAAGCUACACUUGAAUGCCGAGGUGGAUCGCCGAGGUGCAACGACACUUGAUGGCAAGAGCUGGAUCACUUGGGUCCGCAAGAAACAGCGACUUGUGGUGCUCCGCAUUGUCACAACUGCUCCGGAAUCCGAGGCACGCAAAGUCGAACACAUUUGGGCCCUACUUAAUGCGGCGGUUGCUGAAGCAUCUCUAUCAGGGAUGAAAUCCGUCAUAGUGUGGAACCCUGAUGAGGCUACAACAUCAGGAAUCAAGGCGACGAGCAAUGCGUACGAGAAUGACAUCAAGGUUGUGUUUACAGAGCGAGACGGCUCUAUCCCCAGCUUCAGAUGGCAGAAGGAUUUAAACACAUCCAAUACUGUUUGGGAUGACAACUACUACUACUGUUGGUGCUGA